ACACCCACAUUAACGUCAAACUGCAACUGUUGUUAAGAAAACAAGCAAAAAUCAUGAUGAUGUUGCCGCUUAUUUGGUGAUGGCAGAACGAAGAGGAUGUCACGCCGCAAGCAGAGCAACCCAAAGCCAAUAAAGCGUAAGUCACUUCACUGUACUACAUGUUACGUGCCUAGUCGACACCCUUCAGGUUCUAUCGAAUCUCCGAGAAGACAUCGAGUAACAAGUAGCAGGCCAGAUAUUCGGAACGCUCAAGGGGAAGAUGAAGAGUGGAGCGAUUCAGAGAAAACCCCUUCGGUAAGCAGUGGCAUCGACGGUGGUGGAUCGGGGGUGUCUAGUCCUGCGGCGCAUCCUGGGGAGGACGAGUCCAGUCUCCCACCACCUCCACGGUUGAAUUCAGCCGAAGAAAUUCGACCGAGGUUACAGACCGUUCUUCCCGAAGAUGUGCGCAAGCGGCUCGGCAACAGGGCUGAGGAAAUCGAGGCAUGUGCUAAAAAGCUACAAGAGCGGGAGGCUGCACUACGAACGACCCGUGACCUGAGCCCAAAAAAUCAUCGAGGAAAGGAGGACGCAGACGAUGACGUGGUCGAGACGAUCAAGAGCUCGAACGAGACACGAAGAUGCUCACCACCGUCGUCGUCGAAGAGAAAAGAGGCGCGCAGAGCCCUCGGCGACCUUCGACGACUCGAUGAAUCUCCGGUCCAAGCUAAGAAGAUGAAGCUCGACGAUGAAGUUACUCCUAAAUUGAGACUGAAUGCUAGUCUGGCGACUGAUCCUGCCCUUCGACCCGCAACUGUCGCCGCUUUAACUAUCCAACCGGAUAACAAGUCGACCGCUAACCUUACUCCACCCCUUCCUGCUGCGCUUCAAAAAGCGAUAACAUCGGGGAGGUUAUUUAUUCUGCCAACGGACGGUAAGGAGGCAAUAACAGUAGAACCCUCGCGUCCAGCGCCGCUGAUCUGUCCACCCUGCGGAAUUCGGUUCAGUUCCGCGAGCACGCUGGAGGCGCACCGGACGUUUUACUGUGCGCACCGGCCUCGCGCCGACGAAGAGAGCGCGAACGACGAGGACGACGAGAAAUCGGGGAAGUUCGACAUCCGAAAGGCAUACGCGUGCCCUCACUGUUCAUACAGUGCGGACAAGAAGGUCUCGCUCAACAGGCACAUGAGGAUGCACGCCGCCUCGCCGGUCCCACCGUCGAUGGCAGGAACGGGCCCAACGACGCCAGGCAGUCCCUCUAACGGAUCGAUCUUGAACGAGGAGGCCGAACGGUAUUGCAGGAACUGCGAUAUCAGGUUCAGCUCUCUGAAGACGUACCGUGCCCACAAAACUCACUACUGCAGCACGAGGCACGUGGUCAAAGACGCCCCGCCGCCGCCACUGAAGGCGUCGCCCCCCGCCUCUUCGAGCCCGGGAGAUUCGCCGCCCCCGCAGCCGUGCCUCGCGUUACCAACGAAUCCGAUCCUGAUCGUCCCUUAUUCGCUCUUCCGGGGGGCGAGCGUCCUGACGGCGCCGGCGCUUCCGACCCCCGACACCGCGUGCUUCCUGCUACCAAACGGGGCCUUGCAGCCGAUGACGCGGGGCCUAACGGCCCCGCCGUCGACGACCGAGGCGCCGACGGUCCUCCGGGCGGCAAACAAGCCUUCGACACCGGCUUCUGUGAACUCCACGUCGAACCUCCCCUCCGCCGCCGCCGCAGCCGCCGCCGCCCCCCUGGAUCUCAGCGUCAGACGCUUCCUUGUGCCCCAGGACGAAAAGGAGAACCGCGUUUCGCCCGCCCCUUCGCUACCCCCACCCCCCGGCAGCCCGAGGUCCAGGGGGUCCAGCAGUCCUAGGGCCAGAUCGCUGCCUGCUGGUCAAACCAGCCCGGCGCCCGUUCCUUCGACUGAACUCGCCCUCAGGCUAGCAGAGCUUCCGCCACCCCCGGUUCCUGGGGUACUUGUCAAACAGGGUGUUUCCAGAUGUAAGGAGUGCAACAUCGUGUUUUGCCGCCACGAGAACUUUGUGGCGCACAAAAAGCACUAUUGUCAGGCAAGGGAAAACCCAAUCAGCAGUCCACCUCCUUCGGGAACGCCGUCUCCACCCUUGUACCAGCUGAUAUGUGCACCUUGCGGAAUAAAAUUCGCAUCCUUCGACAACCUAACCGCCCAUCAAGCCUUCUAUUGCAAUAAAAGGCCCGAGCCUCUGGAACAUCAGGCUCGAUGUCCAAAGUGCAAGGCAUUAAUUGAGCCCGGUGCAAACCACACGUGUACCGCUGGACCCACCGGAAGUUGGCCAUGUCCAGUUUGCGGAUUGGUCAGUCCUACCGCUGGAGCUGCGCAGAGGCACAUAGACGCUCAUCAGGGGGUCAAAGCCUUCCGAUGUACGAUUUGUCGGUAUAAGGGAAAUACGCUUCGUGGUAUGAGGACGCACAUUAGGAUGCACUUCGAGAAGAGGGGGACCGACCUGCAGGAAGAAAAUUACAUAACCUGCGUCCUGGAGGACGAAACGACGGUUCAAACGACUCCUGAACCAGCGCCAGCGACGACGCCGGAAGAGAUUCCUGUGGCUGAAGCGGUCGUUCAGCAGCAGCAGUCGGUAAACGGAACGGCCGAAGUAAGGAAAAGCAGCCCACAACCGGCGGUGACGACAGCGUCGACGCCCAACAGCGGCGGGAACGUGAAACAGGAACGCGAAGACACGCCGCCCCCUGAAGAGAGUCUUGACCCCGCUAAGGCUGGACCAAGGUAUUGUCACUCAUGUGACAUCAGCUUUAACUAUCUGAGUACCUUCAUAGCACACAAGAAAUUUUAUUGCUCAAGCCACGCGGGGGAAGCCAGCAACAACAAUAACAACUCGACGUCCACGCCACACGUUCAGGAAACCGCAACAACUCCUGCUAGCAGGACUGAAGCAUCCGUACUUUAGAAUUUAUAAUCAUUUGGCAAAGGCCAAAUGUUGCAUCAUGUUACGAAAUGUUCGUUAUAAAGUCGCUCGUUGUAAGAUCGCGGUGUUUUCCAAACGAUCAAAAGACUAGAGUUUUUUUUAUACACCCAAUUCGUUGUGGCGGUUCUCGUAAUCGGCUUCAUAACGAACAACUACAGUUUCAUUCCAAUUAUCUUGGUGAAAAUUUUUUUUCUGCGAAAUCGUGCAAUCGAAUAUUUCUGUCUAAUUU
Messenger RNA from Diprion similis, 3151 nucleotides. It is a transcript of the gene ush, whose product is annotated as zinc finger protein ZFPM1. The record is from RefSeq and is a predicted model, not a curated record. The transcript has 9 exons. NCBI's taxonomy places the organism in Eukaryota, Metazoa, Arthropoda, Insecta, Hymenoptera, Diprionidae. Gene Ontology annotation, cellular component: nucleus. Gene Ontology annotation, biological process: cell differentiation; heart development; negative regulation of transcription by RNA polymerase II. Gene Ontology annotation, molecular function: RNA polymerase II-specific DNA-binding transcription factor binding. Bases 97 to 2904 code for a protein of 935 amino acids.